Messenger RNA from Hydra vulgaris (swiftwater hydra), 4107 nucleotides. Its product is annotated as latrophilin Cirl. The record is from RefSeq and is a predicted model, not a curated record. Lineage: Eukaryota; Metazoa; Cnidaria; Hydrozoa; Anthoathecata; Hydridae. Gene Ontology annotation, cellular component: plasma membrane. Gene Ontology annotation, biological process: adenylate cyclase-activating G protein-coupled receptor signaling pathway; cell surface receptor signaling pathway. Gene Ontology annotation, molecular function: G protein-coupled receptor activity.
UAGACAUUGAUUUUAAUAUCAAUGCCGGUAUAUAAACUUUUGCAUGUUAAAGAUACUGAAAAAAUAAAAAGUACCGAAAUGGCAUCAAGCGACCAAGCAACAAUUUUCAUCAAAAUAAACAACUGCUAUGAUACCGAGUGAAAAAUGCUUACUUUUUUUGUUUGGCUGGUUUUUGUUUCUAUAAAAUUAGUCGAUGGGUACAUAUGUGACCUUCAACCAGGAAUCUCGAAAUGUGAUGUCCAAGGAGUUUCAGAAUGUGACCUUCAACGAAGAGUUUCAGUCAUCAUUGAUUCUACGGCUGAAAUUUCAAACAAAGAUUUCGAUAUUCAGAUUGAAAUUGUUAAACUACUUUUUCCAAAAUUUAAUAUUGGUAGACUUUUGUUUAGUGCUCAGGUGUAUUAUGAUAAAUGUUCAGAAUUACCAUCAGCGUAUGAAGAAGGUUUUUAUAAAAUAAAAACAGACUUUCAAUCUAGAAUUAGUUUGUUGCAGUAUCGUAAAUCAGACGCUAAAUUCAAUUUAAAUUGCUCUCUUCAAAUUUAUGAAAAUAUUGAAAAUUUAUUACCUGUAAGUUCAUCAGAAAAUUUUGGAAUAAUUUUAACUAAGCAUGUAAAAAUUCCUGAGAGUGCAAUAUAUGAUGGUAUCUACUACACUGCUCUACUAUAUAAGUCACCAAGAGAACCCUUUUUAAGACAGAUCUCAAAAAAAUCAUCUGAUAUUCCAGUUCUUAUUACAGAGUUAAUGGACAGUAUUUGCCCUAAAACUACUACAGAUUUAAUAAAAAUAAUUUUUUCUACAACAGCUUUAAAGCAAGAAUUUUCAGAAUUGGAAUUAGCUAAAAGCACUAUAAAUUUGAAAGCUGAAUCUUUAUUGAGACAUUAUGAUACUUUGACAUCUACAUUUAAAGAAAAUAAACAUUCCGAAGCAACCUUAAUCCUCAAAAGUUCUUUUGAAAAAAGAAUUACAUAUUCAAUUAAUACACACUCAGUUUCAGAAUUCAACUCAACUGAAAUUUUUUUGCUAAAUUCAUUAUUUCCAAAUUUUUCUUCUUACCUACAACCAGGUAGCACAAUUUUAGAUCGGCCUUUAUUAACCACAAUGUUGGAUUCAUCAUUAUUAAACAGUGUUUAUGAAAAAAAACCAAUUAAUAAAACAAAUAACCAAGAAUUAUUUGAAACAAUAAAAGACUUGUAUCAAACAAUUUUUAAAUCCUCAACAAUAAUUCGAUUCAAACAAAUUUUAGCAACUAGUUUAUAUCCCAGUAAUUCAAAAAAUAUGGAAAGUAAAAACCAGACUGAUUUGUUUUCUUUAAAUACUGAUUUUCAAAGAUACAACAAAUUAGUUACUCAAACCAUGUAUAAACAAACUGUUGAUACUAGUGAAAUGAUUACUAAUGAAGAUAGUAGCACUAUGGUAUUUGAGGUUGACAGUCAUAUUGAUUUAUCUUCAUUCCAAAUGUAUGCAUCAACUUACUCUCUUAUGUUUACAUCAACCCUCAAUCAAAUAUAUAAAUCUUCCUUUUCAUAUUCACCAAGCUUCUCUCAAAUAUUUACAAAACAUUCUUAUAUUCAAAAUACUGAUAAUAUUGAGACGCCUUUGUUUACUAAUUCAAAAAUUUUAAUGAAUACAGAUAGCCCACAGAUAAUCUUCUCUCAGAUGUACACAGAAUAUUUUGGUACUAAAAAUACUGAUAAUAAAAAAACACCUUUGCUUACCAGUUUUUCAUUUUUUUCAAGUAGUUUUGUAAGUUCAAAUGUCUUAAGCUCGUCCUUUUCUCAGACAUAUACAAUAUUUUCUGAUGAUAAAAAUAUUGAAAGUUCAAAAACAGUUUUGUUUACAAGUUUUUUAAUGUAUUCAAGUGUUUUACUAAACUCUGAAACCACACCCAAAAUUCAAAGCACUACUGAGUGGCUUCAAAUUUCCCCAAUAAAUUAUGUUAGUAAACUGGAAAAAAGUUCAAUUCAAAGCAUAAACAGUUUUUCAUUGCCUAUUACUUCAACAAUAAAUCCUUCUUUUUCUACAAAAAAAUAUGCUUUUUCUCAAGAUUUUUCAACUAGAAGAAAUCAAUCAUACAUUAAUAAACUAUUUACAACAAAGUCCACUAUUAAUUUGACAGUAAGCUCUUCAGCCAUGUUAGAAAAUAUUGUCUGGAAAAAUGUUUUCAUAAAGAAAAUCAAUGAUUUCAUAGAAAGAAAGGCCACAAUUUUGCAGCUACAAGAUCAAGAUUGGAUCCAUGAAUUUGUUAAGAAUGCUUCAACAAUACUUACAGAUGUUGGAAAUUUUAAUAAUACAGAGAUUAUUAAUGAAUCAAAUGAGUUGAUUGAAUAUAUUGAAGAUGUUUUGAUGUCAAUAGGAACAAAUUUUCCUAUAGGAAGCAAUUUGACUUAUGAAACAAAUGAAAUAGCAUUUGAGAUAAGCUUAGUGAAACCUGCUUUAUUCGCAGGAUACAUCUUUAAGAGGAAAAAUGAAACCCUUCAAUUACCUUAUGAUCUUUUCCACAAUUUAUCAGCAGAUAAAAUAGUAAUUGUAGCAAUGACAUACAAACGACUUCCAUCUAUGAUUAGCAAAAGAGAAAACAUCUGGUAUAAUGAGCAAGUAAUCUCAAUAUCCACAAGCGCUCUUAUUCAAACACCUUUUAAAACACCAUUGUUUUAUAAACUGCAGAUUGAAGGGGAAAAAUGGACAGACUUUCUCUGUGUUUACUGGAACAAAAGUGACUGGAGUUCAAAUGGUUGUGAAUUAUCUCAAAUUAACCAUACACUUGUUAGUUGUCAAUGUAAUCACAUGACAUCAUUUUCUAUUUUGUUACAAAUCAAAAGUCAUGAGGUUUCAAAAACAAAUCAAUUUAUUUUGAGUAUGAUUACUUAUAUUGGUUGUGGAGCUUCCAUUAUUGGUUGUUUGUCUCUUAUACUCAUAUACUUGAUGUGUGGUCGAUUAGCUAUAAUUGAUCGAAAUAUUGUGCACAUCAAUCUUGCUAUUGCCAUUACACUAUCUAACAGUUUGUUUUUAACUGCAGAUUCUGUUUUUAAGUACAAGAGCAUAUGUUUGGCUGUUUCACUUGCUUUAUUGUACAGUUUUUUAGCAACAUUUUUUUGGAUGCUGGUUGAAGGAAUUCAUGUUUAUCUCAUGGUAGUUAUAGUAUUUAAAAGUACUAGAAGGUUGACAGUCUACAUGAUAAUUGGAUGGGUAUUACCAGCAUUAAUUGUUGCACUAGCUGGUGUCAAGUUUCACAAACAGCUUGUUCGUCAAGACUUUUGUUGGUUGUCAACAGAAAACCACAUGAUAUGGUUUUUUGCUGCACCUUCUUUGUUGAUUAUGAUUAUAAACAGUGUGAUUCUAACAUCAACGUUAAAAGCAUCUUUAAAAAUGACUGUUGAACCCGGUGAGUUUAAAAGACUUAGGAAAAUGGCUCGACUAACUUUGUUACUAAUGCCUAUAUUUGGAUUAACAUGGGUUUUUGGUUUAUUAGCUAUCAACCAACAAACUAUUAUAUUCCAGUACAUUUUUACUGCAACCAAUUCAUUUCAAGGUCUGUUCAUCUUCAUAUGCUAUUGUUUAUUGAACAACGAAGUUAAAAGAGAGUAUGUACAAGUUAAACAAAGAUCAAUUAAUUAUCUUUCCUCAAAAUCAACUGGUACAACAGAUGUAGGGUUUUCUUCUAACAUUCAUCCUCAUCAGCGUUGGCGUUUCAAAGACGCACUAUCCAUCAGUGAUUCAACAUCAGUUAAAUUGACAAAAUUUAAAUCAAUUCAAUCGACACCUUACUACCAAGAAUGUAAGGAUACUGAUAUACCAGAGAGUAUCACGGAAGCACUUUACAAAAAGUCAAAAAACUAUUCUAUUGAACUAUUAAAGUUAUCUCAAAAUGACGACCGUGUUUCUGUCGACAGCAACGAUCCUAUUUUGUCGCCGAAUACUUGCAAAACAGUUGGCUCUUUACAAAAUGAGCCUUUAGAAAUAAAUAAUAAAUCAAUGAGACAAAAAACGUUUUAUUCAGUUAUGAAAGCUUAUCAAUUUUAAGAUUUAUGAAGAACGAAUUUACGUUUACAUAAAUGAAUACUUUUUAAUUAUAAGCUUUUGCUUGAUUUUUUUAAUUAUAUUUAAUUAUAC